Messenger RNA from Parastagonospora nodorum SN15, 1380 nucleotides. RefSeq lists its product as hypothetical. NCBI's taxonomy places the organism in Eukaryota, Fungi, Ascomycota, Dothideomycetes, Pleosporales, Phaeosphaeriaceae. Bases 1 to 1380 code for a protein of 459 amino acids. The record is from RefSeq and is a predicted model, not a curated record. The transcript has 2 exons.
AUGGACUGGCUGUCAAAGUUGGGCGGCAGCGCCUCGGCUGCUCCCGCCAAAGCCCCCGCUCUGUCACUCUCGUCAAUCUCCCAGUCGCUUCCCAGCAUCCCACGCUCAAAGCUCCCGGACCUGCAUCACCCCUAUGUCGCCAUUGGGGGGGCUUCUCUCGGCAGUCUGUUGGUGCUGGGCACCCUCAUGAGUGUUCUCAAGUCUGCCCCCACCACCAUCAUCCCAUCGCCCGUGCAGACAAAGCUGCCGCAAUUGUCCGAGGAAGAUGUCCAAGAGCUCCCUUACCCGCCGAAUGCCCUACCAGGAGCAAGAGAUGUCAAUUCGCCGUAUGGCAGCGUCAGAGUGUACGAAUGGGGUCCAGAGGACGGUGACAAGGUCCUACUCAUCCACGGAAUCUCCACGCCGGGCAUCGCCAUGGCAGAUCUGGCACACAAGCUGUCCUCGCCUAUCGCUUGGUCCGGCCACCGAUCUUUCACCAUUAUUGGCUACUCCCUAGGUGGUGCCAUUGCAGCUGAUUUUGCUUCUUACUUUCCCUACAAUGUCCGUGGACUCGUUCUUGUGGCCCCCGGAGGACUCAUCCGGAAGAGGAACAUCACCUUCAAGAGCAAGCUUCUCUACCAAAGCAGCUGGUUGCCAGAGUGGAUGGUGCACAGAAUGGUUGCCAACAGACUCUGGACUGGAAAGCACAGCCUGAAAGCCCCAGAACCAGAACCUGAGCCCGAAGCCAUUGAAGUCGCAGAAACGACGACUACCAAGACGGUGGAUGCCGACACCAGGUCCGUACGCUCUGGAAAAUCGAGCAAAUCUGGCAAGUCCAAGUCGUCUUUCUUCAGCGAUAUGGGCCGGAAACGCAAGUCCAAGAGGCGCGAGAGUUCCCCUGGAAGCAGAGUCAGCACCAUAUCAGAGACCCUGGCCGGUGUUGAGGAAGACGAACAUGACGAGGAAACCGUCUUCUUGUCCUCUAACAAGGCACUUCUGAAGCACAACCCGAACAGUACCGUCUCGGCUGUGGUAGAUUGGCAGGUCCUGCACCACAAGGGCUUCGUCCCCGCCUUCGUCUCGUCCAUCCGCCAUGCACCAGUUCACGAGCAGCAGCACCGAUGGACCAUCAUCAAGGAGAACAUCGAGUCAGGUAAGGGUCCACUGAAGGAGGUCUGGCUUGUGCUCGGCGAGACCGAUCCCAUCAUCAUCAAGGAGGAGCUCGUGGAAGACGCAACAGCUGCCCUUGGCGAAGACCACCUUCGCGUCCGGGUCGUAGAAGGCGUAGGCCACGAGAUUGCCGUCGAGAGAGCAGAUGAGAUUGUGCAGGUUGUGGGCAGUGUGUUGGGGUGGCACAAGAAGCCGCACUCGUCCAAGUCGAAGAAACACUCCAUGUUCUAG